This is a messenger RNA of Xenopus tropicalis (tropical clawed frog), 3876 nucleotides long. RefSeq names its product signal transducer and activator of transcription 6 (gene stat6). Bases 307 to 2670 code for a protein of 787 amino acids. Gene Ontology annotation, cellular component: cytoplasm; nucleus. NCBI's taxonomy places the organism in Eukaryota, Metazoa, Chordata, Amphibia, Anura, Pipidae. The record is from RefSeq and is a predicted model, not a curated record. The transcript is spliced from 20 exons. Gene Ontology annotation, biological process: positive regulation of transcription by RNA polymerase II; signal transduction; regulation of DNA-templated transcription. Gene Ontology annotation, molecular function: DNA-binding transcription factor activity; DNA-binding transcription factor activity, RNA polymerase II-specific; RNA polymerase II transcription regulatory region sequence-specific DNA binding.
UAAAGUAGUCCGUCUCUUGCUCACAACGCUGGGCUGCAGCCAGUUUUUCUGCCUCAAAUCAGGAAGUGAAAACAGAAAAGAAAAAAAAAGAAAGAAAAGCCACGCAGCUUUGAGAUCUUUUGACUUGCUCAGGAAAACGUUAGUACAAGCUGGGCACUUGGACUUGUUUGUUAUCAGACAUAUUUCUGUCAGCCUCUGACAUGGAAUGAAUAGAGAAUCACGUAAUUCUGGGAAUAUCUAAAAACAGAAGAGAAAGUGAAAGCUUGGAGGCAUAAACCUUGGUGUGGGAGAGAACCCACAGAUAAAAUGGCCCAAGUGUCUCUCUGGAGUUAUGUGUCCAGAAUUGCUCCUGAUAAGUUUGAAAAUGUGUACGGGGAAUUUACAAAAGAAGUUCGGAGCCUUCUUGCUGAAUACUUGGAGAACCAACCCUGGGAGUAUGUUUCUGGGUCAGAUUCUUUCUGCUUGGAGUUGGCAAGUACAUUAAUACAGAGUUUAUUGGAGGAGCUUAGGAAGAUCUCCAGAAAUAGUGGAGCUGCAGUUCAUUUGGUUCAUCAGAAUAUACAGAGAAUAUCAAAGCAGGAUCCAGUGCAGACAGUGCUGCAGAUUAAACAUCUUUUGGAAAAGGAAAAGUCGGUGGUCGUUAAUCUGUUUCCACGCUCAAAUGUGAGCCUCAUCCAGAAAAAGGAAGAAAUGCAGUUCAAUGUACAGAUAAUGAAGCUAAAGCAUAAACUCCAGCAAGUUGCAAUGGUUCAACAACAGUUAAGGGAUUCAAAGGCGAACAUGAGCUUCCACAAUCAAAUGCAUGAUGUGGCAAGUUUACAUAUGCAAUGGGAGGUGCUUGUAAAGGAAUACUUUCAACUCUUGGAGAGCGCUCAAACUCAGGCCCUUAAAAGGAUCGGUAUCUGGAAAAGACAGCAACAGCUUGCAGGAAAUGGCGCCCCAUUUGAUGAGAAUCUGAUACCCCUGCAGGAAAGGAUGGAAACAAUAUUUGCAAUGUAUCAAGAUAUUGAUCGAUUAGUGAAGGACUUUAGUUUAAUGGGGGAGCAAGUGCCGCCAGGGCUUCCCGAAAAUAUGAACUGUUCCCUUCGGACUCUUAUUACAAGUUCCCUCUUGGUUGACAAACAGCCCCCACAAGUACUGAAGACACAGUCGAAGUUCCAAGCCAGUGUUAACUUCUUGUUGGGAUCUCGACUACUCGCUGGUGCUGCCAAAAUGCCUGUAGUGAGGGCAACUAUCAUUACAGAAAAGAAAGCACAGGAGCUCUACCUUACAUCAACCAGUGAGACCUGGAACGAGGGUGCUGGUGAGAUUGAGAAUGGAAAAUCUGUCCUGGAGAUUGCGCCAAACUCCAAAAUGUGUGGUGCUGUUUUCAAAAACAUGUUGCUGAAGAAGAUAAAACGGUGUGAGAGAAAGGGAUCCGAAUCAGUAACGGAAGAGAAAUGUGCCGUGCUGUUUGUAGCUGAAUUCAACCUGAACUCGAUAAACACAACUUUCCACAUACAAGCCUUAUCCCUACCUGUAGUUGUGAUAGUUCAUGGGAAUCAGGACAACAAUGCUAAAGCUACCAUUUUGUGGGACAAUGCUUUCUCAGAAGUGGAACGUCGCCCCUUCUUUGUUGAGGAAAAAGUGCCGUGGCCCAAGAUGUGCCAUACUUUAAAUAUGAAAUUUGUGUCUGAAGUGGGUACAAAGCAAGAGCUGCAAGAAGAACACUUUGUUUUUCUUGCCCAAAAGAUCUUCAAUGACAACAGCUUAAGUGACAACAAAGACCGCAUGGUUUCAUGGACUCAGUUCAAUAAGGAGCCUCUUCGGGAAAGGAACUUUACAUUUUGGCAGUGGUUUGAUGGUGUUGUGGAUCUCACCAAAAAGUGUUUAAAAGAUUACUGGUCUGACAGGUUAAUUAUGGGCUUUAUCAGCAAGCAGUAUGUUCACAAUAUACUAAGUACUCAGCCUGAUGGAACCUUCCUCCUGCGUUUCAGUGACUCAGAGAUUGGUGGCAUCACCAUAGCACAUAUUUUAAAGAGAGAGGAUGGUUCUGCUCAGAUCCAGAAUAUCCAGCCAUUCACUGCUAAAGAUCUGAAUAUCCUUUCUCUUGGUGACCGUGUCAGAGAUCUAAAACAGCUAAAAUAUUUGUACAGUAAUAAACCCAAAGAUGAUGUCUUUGGAAGACACUACUCAAAAAAAACAUCAAAAACGCCAGAUGGAUACACCCCAACACUGAUAACAUUAAAGGUUGCUGGCGGGGACACAGCCAACCCAGCUAACCCACAGCUCAGUAAGGAACCAACAUGGCCAGUAAUGUCUAGUAUGUCACCACCACCACCACCACUGCCAAGACAGCCACCUAUGUUUCUUCCGCAAGUUGAAGACCCUUCUACUUUUCUACAGAACUUCCCAUUAGCCCAACAAGGACACAUGUCUAAUGUGUUGCCUUAUCCUGAGGGGUGCGAUCCAGGAUUGCAGUGGUCUGGGCAGAACUUCAUUCCUCCAGUGCAACCGCAACCCUUUGCCCACCAAGAAAUUUUCCGGAAUAUCAACCUAAAUACAAAUGAUAUCAACAUGAUUGAAGAACUGCAAACCAUGGAGGAUGCCUUAACGGGGGAUUUCAGUUCAUCCCAUGUGCUGGGCCCAAUGAGCAUAGCACACAAUACAGAACCCAACUGGAUGGAGUGAAAGCAAAUAGCCGGACUUACUGCAAUUAUGUCUCUCCCCAUAUACAGUACAUAAAAAAACAAUAAGCUCUUUCUGUAUUAAAUAGACGAUGGCUUCUGUGAAUGUUGAUUUCUAAGUGCAAACCAACACCUUACCACUUAUAACUGCUUACAAAAUGUGGCUCUUGUUUGAAUAACUUUCCCUUUUUGAUAAAAAGAUGAUAUUUAGCAUUAUGGCAAAGUGAUUCAGCUGGGAAGAGGUUAGUUUUAGGAAUGCAGGAAUAUGAAUUCAAACCCACGUGAAUCAGCCUACAUCUUGAUCUGCAGCUUUCUGGCAAAGACUAGGCUGGGCUUCACAGCAUCUGGUGUUGUGCGUGGGCAGCAAUAAGCAGGGUGGUUUGCAGGGCUGACCUUUCCUGUGUGUGUGUAGGCAGCACUCCCAAACACUGAAUUCCUUUUGCAGAGAGCUAGGGGCUGGGGAUUUCUGAGUGCCUGCCUCAGUGCCAUUUAAUAGUAUUUAAUGGUUUUAUAGUUCAAAUGCACCUUAAGACUCUCCCUUUUGCAAAUUGAUCCGAAUCAUUCAGUUACAAUAACUUUAUUACUGGAAUAUCUAUCACUAUGCCACUCAGAACAAUUGCAUUGUACAGGCGUUUGGCCAUUAUGCUCAAGUAUUGAUUUUCUGUACUCCCCGUUCUACCGCUGCCAAGCCAAAAAGGAAAAAGUGAAAUGAGGAGCACUGAGGCACCCCCAGGCUUUCAAGCAUGCUUUUAUUUCCAUUCGGGUGAGCAGACCCAACUAUGCUGGAGAAUAUCAAGAUGAAAGGAGCUUGAUGUAGUGGAUUGGAAAAUCUUGAACAGACCUGCAAGUUUAUAUUUGGAAGAAUAAUUUGCCCUUUGAAUCUGGAGAAAGUAAAGUUGUUGGCUGCAUCUGUAGAUGUCUGGCAUAGCACCACUUCUAUAAUCAUUAAUCCAUCAUAACUCAGCUAAGGAAAUAUAAGGAACUGCUUCUGUGAACAACCUAUUAAUAAGCAAAGUAGUAACAAGAGCUAGUGUUUGCUUGGCCUAAAGGAGUGGAACCAGAAUAUACAGACUGCACAUGAGAAGGGAAACCACCGAGAUUUAUAUUACUUUGAUAUUCAAGAUUAUUCUACCUUUAUUAUAAGAGCAGAUGUAUUGUAAAAUUGAAACAUGUAUAUCACAGUCAUUUAUUAAAUCUUGUAUUAUUUGUC